Molecule: messenger RNA, 2147 nt
Organism: Oldenlandia corymbosa var. corymbosa
Lineage: Eukaryota; Viridiplantae; Streptophyta; Magnoliopsida; Gentianales; Rubiaceae
Source: the annotation of a GenBank genome assembly
CUGUUCACUUGCUGACUGCUGAGUCCCCUCCUCUCUGCAGUCUUCUCUACAGUCUUUCAUCAAAAAGAGUUCAAAAACCUUCUUUUCCCCUGUGAUUGCGAAAAACCCUGAAUUUUUCCAAGGCAAAAAUGGCAAGAACCAAGCGAAAGGCCAAGAUUGAUCCCCAGGACAAUGUGAUUUCCAAGCCCCAUGAGGAAACAAUAGAGAAUGUCCAGAAAAGUCCUGCUCUUAUACCUUCAAGGAAAAAGGUAAUGCAGACAAAACCUCUUAGGCGUUCAGGACGACUGUCAAACUUGCAAACACGAGCGACAAACAAAGAGAUGCCAUUGGAAGAGAUUGAACUUGAUGACAAUGAAGAAGAAGAUGAGCCAUUCAUUGAACUAAUAAGCUCAGAGCCAGCCCAUGCAGAAAUUGGAGGAUCAGAAAGCAAAAUCAUCAUCAAUGAAAAAGAAGUGCCACUUGAUGAACAGUUCAACUCCGAGCCUACCCCAACAGAUUUUGAGAGAAUGGAAAGAAAGAUUGACUUUCUUGUUCAGUCUGUUAAAGAAUUUCAGUCUCAGGGACUUUUUUCAAGUGAAACUUCAAAUGUGGAAGCUCAGUAUCGGAACCUCUAUUUUAAGUCGCAGAAGAAGAUUGAGGAACUGAUGAAAGAAAAUCAGGAGCUCGCCCACAGUUUGGAGUUGGCCAAACAGAAAAAUGAAACGGUAUAACUUCAUUCCUUUCACUGCUAUAUUCAGAUGUUGUAUUUGAUUACAUAAUUCUGUCUGGAUCAUGGGAGUCUAACCUAGCCUACUGGUUUAUUUUGGUAGUUAUCUGAUUAUAGUUUUUUUAUUUUUUGGUGUAUAGUAGGUGUCUGUUUUGUGCAGAGUUUCCAUUCUUGUUAGCACCCAUUUUUUCUAAGUGUUUGUGUCUGACCAUAUUUAACUUUAUUUACAAUCGGUCUAUAUUUCACUCACUUCAUUCUUCAUAAGUGGACUGUACUUCUUACACCCUGAACUGCAUUGUGAGGCUUAUUCUUCUUCCUGAUAGGGUUGGUUGAAGAAGCAUUGAGCCUCCUCUUAUAUUAUUAGCCCCUUUAUACAAAUGUCGAUUAAAUGGACAAAUACUUCUGAAGGUAGUCUGCACCUAGGUUCUUGCUUGUUAAUCCAACCUGAGCUUGAUUCUCCUGGAUUUAAUUUUCCAUAGUUAACAUUGCUCUUAUGUAUCGUUUAAAUCUAUGCUGCUUAAAUGCUCGGUUGUACAUUUGAUUCUAUUGGCUGAUUGGUAAAACUUUCUUUGUUUUUUCAUAUGUCCUCAGUUUGAGCAAAUUAAUAUUUCUAUUUUUAGGUUGUGUCUCACUCUCACCAUAUGUAGUAACUUUUAUGUACUAAGGUGGUAUAUUUCAUUCGCUUCAUCCUUCAUCAGCUCAUCCUUGGCAAAGUCUAAUUUGUCAUGUGCUGAAUUGCAAUAUGAGAGGCUUAUCCUGCUAUCUACUGUGAUUAAGUAAAGAAGCGUUGGGCCUCCUCUUGUAUUAACUAUUAGAUAUAAAAAUGAAGAUUAAAUGGAUGAAUACUUUAUUAAGUUUUGUACCUGGAUUCAUGCAUUUUAAAGCAUCCUGCGCUUGAUUCUCUUGUAUAAUUUUGUAAGUUGUUAAUUCUGUGCUACUUAAAUGCUCCAUUUUUUGCAUAUGGUUCUACAGGUUCUUUGGUAAACUUUUUGUUCGUUUUUAAUGUAUAAAACUUGUCACUGUUUGUGCAGAUCAAUGUCACUAUGGCUUUAAUGAAAGCCAACGAAACAAUAGCGAGUUUAGCUUCCCACGUAACAGCAAGUAAGACUAAUUUGGUGGAUAUAACCGCUACUCAUGAUGCUCCGGGUUCAGUUGAUGUUGAUGAAAAGAACAAUGCAGCCCGUUCAUUUAGCAGGAGAUAUUCUAGGAGGAAGAUGUAAAUGGAAGUUCCGAGAAUAUUCCUUUUGAUGGAGGGCAACCUUUUGAACUUCUUUUGUUUAUUAGGUUGGUAAUAUUAGUAGGAUCAAGUAACAAACUUCUGCAACUGAAUAUUCAGGAUGUAUUUUCAGUCAAGGGGAGAUUCACAAACUUUUGUAAUUGAAUGAUGCAUUUUCACAUCAGUUUCGGCUAUAAUUAUACUCCCUCCGUCCCAUAAUUAUUG